AUGGCGUCGCCGCGCCGCAUUCCCUCCGUGCCUGCCGGAUCCGGCAACAAAGAGAAUAUUUCUCAAGAUGGAGAUGCUCCCUUGGAUUUUGCAACCUUGCCUAAAGAAGGGUCUGCCUCUACAAGGUGGAAGAAGAAGCCUGCAGGUUUCAACUUGAGGAAAAGCAUUGCCUGGAACCCUGCUUUUUUCACUGAAGAAGGUGUUUUGGAUAAUUCGGAGCUUUCUGUGCUUACUGGCUCCCAACCGAUGGCAAAUAGGAGCCCUGGCUCAGGGGUCAGUAGUAUAAUGUCCCCAUCGUGUCAGUCAGGGAGAUAUGGUAACACAUAUGUACGGAAGGAAGCUGCAGAGAAUUCACAUGGAAAAUUGCCUGCAAGAUAUCACAGGGCAGAAAGCCAGGGAAGGAAAUUGUUUUCUUCAGCAAAAACUCCUCAGAGGGACAAACAGAAAGAACCUGCUACACAGUUUACUUGUUAUGGUUGUAGCACUUACAAUCAUCCAAUAACAUUGCUGUUUUCUGCCCAACCAAUUGCAGUUAAAGCUGAGCUAGUUCACAGAGUAACUGGAUUGCCUACUAGAUUGAAGAUCAAUUCUGUAUCUUCUGGACCUAGCAUAGAGAAGGAUGCGGUGCCUGCUGUUACUGGAGAAAAAGCGCUUGUGUCACACGGUGAUGCAGCUAAAAGAAACGUGGGGAGGUGCUUCUCUUCAAAUACUUCAGCGCUUGAUAAACCACCCAGAUACAGGCAGUCUGAGGAAAGCAGACCCCACCUAACAAAGCAGCUGUCAACCAAUUGCACUGCUGCUUCCAAUCUUGUGCCACCUGUGACUAGAGAGAGCAAUCUCAAAUCUUUGGUGAUUCCAGAAAAGGAAUCGUUGUCAAAAGUUAUUACUACAUACAUAGAAAAACCUGGAAAUGUAAAUAAUCAAGCAAGGCCAAAGUCUGAUUUCUCAUUGGCAGGAACUGGAGCUACUACUACUCCGCAGCCAAUGAAUUUAGAAAAGAAUGAUGAUGCCAGAAAUAGUGUGCCACUGCCAGUUGUGUACAAUGAGACAUCGCAUGUAGAAGGAAGGGGCGGUAUCAGAGAGAUUGAACCUCUUGAUAAUUCCGACUCUCUUGAAGCUAUUUGUUCCUCAACCAUUGAACCUGUUGAGGAUUCGUUCCCUCUUCAAGCCAGUUAUUCCUCAACCAAACCUAUUGUAGGGAGUAAAUUGUCACCCUCUUGCAUUUCUUCUGAAGUAUGCUCCUCUAGUGAGCUUAGUUAUCAAGGCAAGUCAGACAGUGAUUCCAGUGCAGCAAUUGACUUGGAAAACUCUAAUGUUGGAGAGACUGCACUUGGAGCUUCUUUGUUGAAAGAUCAGUUGCCACAUUGUGGCAGUUUAAGAGAUGAAACGCCAACCCUAGCUGACAGUCAUUCAGAUUUGAAUGAUUCUUUGUGUGAUGAAGCUAAACCAGCUUUGUCAGAAGAACCAAAUACUGAAGGUGAAAUGGAGCUUGAAACAAACAGUACAUUAGAUAUAAAGGCAACUCCUUUGUUAGAUGUGAGGUGUGGGCGUAUUCACAUUUAUAGGACCACAGAUUGUUCUCCUAUGAAAUUGGAAGCUUCUACACCUUGUGUGGAAAGACGGCAUGCUUUAUUAGUAGAACCAAAUAUUGAAGAAAAAAUGGUGCUUGACACAGACAGAUUGUCAGCUAUACAGGAUGCACCACAUAUAGAAAAGAACAAGGCACCAGACUUAUCACCAGCAAAUACAAUCCUUAAAGAUCAUCUGAAGAACUUGGUACCAUUUACAGAAGAAUGGCUUGCUGUAAUGGAGGCUCGUGGGCAGGAAGUUUUGGAACAAAAGACUGGUGCUGUGCAAAAUUCUCCUCCUGACAAAACAGCUCCAGAACCCAGUCCUUGGUCGCGGUUAAGCGGAAAGCGCAAGAUGUUGGACCAUUUGACUGUACCAAGUUCUCCAAAACAUCCGAACCUCUGGUACCUGACUGCAGACCUUGGACAUCGCAUUCUAUCAUGGUAUAGCCACGGUGAUAAGGUCAGGGCAUCCGAAAAUCCGGUACCCUAA
This is a messenger RNA of Miscanthus lutarioriparius, 2061 nucleotides long. NCBI's taxonomy places the organism in Eukaryota, Viridiplantae, Streptophyta, Magnoliopsida, Poales, Poaceae. The record is from the annotation of a GenBank genome assembly.